AUGGCUAUCCCCAGGGACAGCAGAAACGGGGAUGAUGAGUCUAUGAACACAGACUUAGCCCCUCCAUCUGUUGGGCCCAUCAGCUUCCCCCUUAUUGUUAAUGAACCAUCUCCGCAAGAAGGAGGCCCUGCUGAGACAGUGGAUAACGGAGCCGGUUCUAAUAAUGGUCACGGAGAGGAUCCCAAUCCCAACGGCGAUGUCUCUGCCGACGCUCCGGAGAACAAGAGUAGCAAAGACAAGAGGAGAGAGAAGAAGAAGGAGCUGAAGAAACAGAAGAGGAGAGAGAAGAGAAGAGAGAAAAGAAACGACAAGCAAGGAGACAGCCCUGAUUCGGUGCAGCUUGAAGCAGAGGACCUGCCAAGCCAGCAGGAAACCAACGAGGACGGCGAGCCCGAUGAUGCGCCUCCCGAUGAGCCGAAGAGGCAUUCGCAAGGCCCGCGAGCUGAGUUGAAGAAAAGAGUUAAGGAUUACUUCAAGGCCAUGUUGGACGGGCAGCGGAACGCAGAGCUGAGUGAGGGUUCGAUCACUGCCCGUGCGCGAGAGAAAGCCCCUCAGCCACCUGAGACAAUCUCCCCUCGUGGCCCAGCUGCCCUCUGUGCCAACAGUCCAAUGAACGACGGGCGUCGUAAGAAUGAGGACAAAGACGGACAAACGGACGGAGCGCAGCCACCGUAUGCCACAGUUUCAGAUGCCUCCAUACUGACCGCCACUAAAGAGAGACCGUGUGAUAGCCCAGCGUCGGCAGAUGUGCCCGAUGAACACACAAGGGGCCGGUCCCCGCCGCCACAAGUGGACGACGAACAAGGAGCUUCCAGUCCCGCGGAGGCCGCUCAAGUUCAGCUGCCUCCUCUCUGGGUCACCCCCCUCGAUGACGACGAACUCCGUUUCGCUCCUUUUUAUGACGAAGACUUCUCCAAGCCCACCGGAGAGUCUGCGGCGGAUAUCAACGCCCGGGACCAGAUCCGACGUUGUGAGCUACUUUUCGGGCGGCCCCUCACGGAGGAAGAGCGAGAGACUAUCCGGCUGCAGUACGCGGCCAUGGGCCAGCGCCAUGCCCCCAACGAGCAGAGCAAGCGAUCGGUGAUCCUACCCGCGCCUGCCAACGAGGCAGCCGCAGUCCUGGACACAACUGACGCCGUGUGUGACGCUCUCCGCAUCCGCAUCGCCGAGCUGGACAGCGAGAUUGACGGUCUUGGGUCCCGUCAGGAGGCGCUCGAAGACACCAAUGUUUCCAACCUGAUGCGACUGGAUGGGGCCAAGGCCGACAUUGAGCAGCUCAAACGGCAAAAGAGGGACCACGAGGCCAGAAUCGCGUCGCUCGCGAGCGAGCUGCAGGCCGUGAAAGCCGAUCUCAGGGUGCUCGAGGCCCGCAUCCAAACCCCCAUCGAGGAGUCCGACCCCGAGACAGCGGCGGCACACAACGAGCCCGCCCGAGACAACAACCAGCAGCAAGACGAACGCCCGCACCAGCCAGAACAGCAGCCCCGGCAAGCCGGCGGCUUUAUUAAUGUCUGGCUCUUCGUACUCGCGGCGUUCGUCCUUCACUGGGUAGUCACGACGGCAGUGCUGCAUAGCGCGCGCCUGACAGACGGCUACGGCCCGUUCAUCAACGGCGGGUACAACGGGCUAGCCAGCGUGCUCAUCUUUGGCUCGUGGUUCCAGGUUUUGGCAUUUUGCUUGGCCAUGGGCCACUUUUAUCAUGUCGCCCUGUCGGUUUUGCUGCCACGACGGUGA
Messenger RNA from Chaetomium strumarium, 1734 nucleotides. RefSeq lists its product as uncharacterized. NCBI's taxonomy places the organism in Eukaryota, Fungi, Ascomycota, Sordariomycetes, Sordariales, Chaetomiaceae. Bases 1 to 1734 code for a protein of 577 amino acids. The transcript has a single exon. The record is from RefSeq and is a predicted model, not a curated record.